CCCUCUACCAAGCAAAAAAUUCAAAACAAGGGAAUCGAGCCAAUCACUGUACAACAGUAAAACUUACCUAUCUCUCGGAAAUUCACGAUCAAAACAAAUUUCUCGAGUUGUUCCAGAGAGAAAAUGCAGAAUCCCAGACUACCGUAGAUUAG
Molecule: messenger RNA, 152 nt
Organism: Loa loa (African eye worm)
Lineage: Eukaryota; Metazoa; Nematoda; Chromadorea; Rhabditida; Onchocercidae
Exons: 1
Source: RefSeq, a predicted model, not a curated record